Porites lobata is the source of this 7882-nucleotide messenger RNA. The record is from the annotation of a GenBank genome assembly. Lineage: Eukaryota; Metazoa; Cnidaria; Anthozoa; Scleractinia; Poritidae.
CCUAUCUACCCCCCCUCUAUCUAUCUACCCCCCCCCCCUGCCCCCCCUCCCUGCCCUCCUCCCCCCCCCCCCGGGCCGGUGUACCAACUCCCGCUUCCCAUACCCUUCCCAAGGCCUUUUUUCUUCCCUCUCCUCGCCCCAAGCCCUCCCAGAACCAAGCCGCGAUUUUAUUCUUUUUUUUUCCUUUUUUAUGCUAAUCAGGCGGGAUUCGAACCCGUCACCUCUUUGUUUGCCAGUUAAUUACCAAUUCAAUGCUUAUGCCAAUUGCGCUAUCCCGGCUCGGUUACAAAUUCAAUGGUUUUUUUGUAUGUUAUUCAUAUGCAAAUCAAAUUCUUGCCCCUGAUUGGCUGUUGAAAAUAAUGACAUCAUGAACCUUCGGCCCAGAGGUCCCUGAGGUCCCACAGGUCCAAGAACCAAAACAAACCAAAGUUUACCAAACAUAAUGGAAACUGUAGCCUUGUUUGCUUUGCGAAAGCUUCUUUUUAAUCAGGAUUCUUGUAUCUUUCUGACCACUAGUACAUUUAAAAAAAUACUUAGCGCUUUCACGUUUUUCCGACGGGCAAUUUUGAUUUUAGCUGUAAGUUUUGUAUAAUAUUGAAAUACUUGAAAUGUCCGUCGGUGCGUUUGCUUUCAGUCGGUGAUCACAAGAAACAGUUUUUGUACGGUUAAAAGUGAUCAACAUCAAUUUACAUUCUCGCUAUAUAUCCCACCAGUGAACGGUAUCAAUCAUAAAAGGCUGAAAAUAGAGGAAACUGCUCAGCAACGAAAAACGUUGGGACUUCUAAUCAAAUUCUCCUCGUUAGCGCCAGAUGAACGGUAAAGGAAUGAGUAUGGAGAAUGUGCAUGUUAAUCUCACGCCAUUUACAAGUGUUCCUGCAACAAGCAAAAGUGAUCUUAUAAAUGGAAAACGCGAAGGUUAUGUCACUUUUAAUAACAACAACACCAAAAGCUUUAUUUGCAUGACCAUAAAGGAAUUACAGUAUUGCAAAAGCUAUUAGUCUAAAAUUAAGUACUAAUUCAACUAAUUAGUACGUGCAAAACAUUACAAAACGUUACAGUUCUCAUUCAUUCAUUCAUUCAUUCAUUGAUAUUAAUUUGGUUCUUAAUUCAAAGCAUUGCGAGAUAGAUGAAACUAAUUGACAGUUAAUUAAAUAAUCAGAAGAAUUCAUAAGAAGAGAUAUUAAAGUAUCGUGUGAAAGUGAUUUGAAGUCAGGUAUUUUAGUUUCUAGUUUGGAGAAAAAUAUGUCUCUGAUCUGAGAAUAAGCCUUACAAUCUAGUAAGAAAUGAUUUUCAUCUUCGAUUUUGUUACUUGUACAAAAGUGACAUAUCCUUUCAUUGCGAGGAAUGUUUUCGUAUCUACCUGUUUCAAUUCUAAGUUGAUGACUACUUAUUCUAAAUCUAACUAAUGCUUUUCUCGAAGGGUUUUUUCUUGUUAAAGCUAGGUACGGCGAGGGGCUAUAGUCGUCUUUGAUUGUACAAUAAAAAACUGCGUUUUUGAUUGAUUGUUGAAGGGUCUGAUUCCAGUAAGAGACGUAUUUAAUAGAUUUGGAGCCAGCAAUGUGACCCUUCGACAACAAGAAAAAGCGUUCUUCUCUAACUAGGCAACUACAGUACCCUAGUCUGAAUCUGGUACCCUUAUAACUGCAAUAGGAAAUCUGCAAGUAGCACGGUAAAUCAUACUAAACUGCUACCGAUGCGACCGAAAACUUGUGAUAGAAUCGUGAAAUCAGCCUGAAGGAUCAAAACAAGGUGAUAUCCUUCGUGUCCUAAGGCAGCUAAAAGACUUUUUUCCAGAAUGAAAUAUACUUACAUCCUCUUACUUGAGACAUCACAAGAGUCCCAGGGACAUUUCCAGGAGAUCUCCAUCAGUUUCCAACUUGACCCAAAAGUCACUUGACAAGAUGAACCAAACAAACAUUGUUUGCCCGGCCUAUUGACGAUUAGUAAUUCCAUCAGGUCGUGUUUCUUUCGCAGGCAAGGUUACGUAAUUCAAGCUAUUUCCAAUCCAGUCUUAAAAUCAGGCUGUUAAAUGUCCCCAAGGUCAAUGACCAAUAAAGAAAAUUCUCCAACUUCAGACGAAGAGCAGUUUGGAACUUCAUGGUCUGUUUAUCCACGACAUUAAAAAACAGGAACGUACUAUAAGUAGACUAACUCGCGAAGCUGAAUGUGGGAAAAAGUUUGGAGAAGUUGAUCCUAAGUAAUGACAAAUGUUUAAUCAUAAAUUUCGCUUGUUUCUUCGCACACGUCCUUUUUUCCCCGUUUUUUCCUUACAUGAAUGCAUCCUUUUCUAAAAGUGCUUAUUUUGAGUCAAGAAUUUUAUAAAAGUAAGAAGAAAAAAAAAUGUGCUGAGCAGCAAAACCCUCCCCGGGUCUAGCCUGCGAGGAAGGUCUCUCACUGCCCCACCCAACCCAACCCCCCCCCCAAUCCCGGCAGCAAGAGACCUUGCUCGCAGGCUAGACCCCCCCCCCCCCUUCCCUUCCCCUUCCCUUCCCUCCCCCCUCCCACCCUCCGCCCUCUACCCCUCCCCCCCCCCCCUCUACCUAUCCCCUAUCUACCUAUCUAUCUAUCUAUCUAUCUAUCUAUCUAUCUAUCUAUCUAUCUAUCUAUCUAUCUAUCUAUCUAUCUAUCUAUCUAUCUAUCUAUCUAUCCCUAUCUACCUACCCCUCUACCUAUCUACCCCCCCCCUCCCGCCUGCCCCCCCUCCCCCCUCCUCCUGGCCCCCCCCCCGGGCCGGUGUACCAACUCCCGCUUCCCAUACCCUUCCCAAGGCCUUUUUUCUUCCCUCUCCUCGCCCCAAGCCGCUCCCAGAACCAAGCCGCGAUUUUAUUCUUUUUUUUCCCUUUUUUAUGCUAAUCAGGCGGGAUUCGAACCCGUCACCUCUUUGUUUGCCAGUUAAUUACCAAUUCAAUGCUUAUGCCAAUUGCGCUAUCCCGGCUCGGUUACAAAUUCAAUGGUUUUUUUGUAUGUUAUUCAUAUGCAAAUCAAAUUCUUGCCCCUCAUUGGCUGUUGAAAAUAAUGACAUCAUGAACCUUCGGCCCAGAGGUCCCUGAGGUCCCACAGGUCCAAGAACCAAAACAAACCAAAGUUUACCAAACAUAAUGGAAACUGUAGCCUUGUCGGCUUUGCGAAAGCUUCUUUUUAAUCAGGAUUCUUGUAUCUUUCUGACCACUAGUACAUUUAAAAAAGCACUUAGCGCUUUCACGUUUUUCCGACGGGCAAUUUUGAUUUUAGCUGUAAGUUUUGUAUAAUAUUGAAAUACUUGAAAUGUCCGUCGGUGCGUUUGCUUUCAGUCGGUGAUCACAAGAAACAGUUUUUGUACGGUUAAAAGUGAUCAACAUCAAUUUACAUUCUCGCUAUAUAUCCCACCAGUGAACGGUAUCAAUCAUAAAAGGCUGAAAAUAGAGGAAACUGCUCAGCAACGAAAAACGUUGGGACUUCUAAUCAAAUUCUCCUCGUUAGCGCCAGAUGAACGGUAAAGGAAUGAGUAUGGAGAAUGUGCAUGUUAAUCUCACGCCAUUUACAAGUGUUCCUGCAACAAGCAAAAGUGAUCUUAUAAAUGGAAAACGCGAAGGUUAUGUCACUUUUAAUAACAACAACACCAAAAGCUUUAUUUGCCUGACCAUAAAGGAAUUACAGUAUUGCAAAAGCUAUUAGUCUAAAAUUAAGUACUAAUUCAACUAAUUAGUACGUGCAAAACAUUACAAAACGUUACAGUUCUCAUUCAUUCAUUCAUUCAUUCAUUGAUAUUAAUUUGGUUCUUAAUUCAAAGCAUUGCGAGAUAGAUGAAACUAAUUGACAGUUAAUUAAAUAAUCAGAAGAAUUCAUAAGAAGAGAUAUUAAAGUAUCGUGUGAAAGUGAUUUGAAGUCAGGUAUUUUAGUUUCUAGUUUGGAGAAAAAUAUGUCUCUGAUCUGAGAAUAAGCCUUACAAUCUAGUAAGAAAUGAUUUUCAUCUUCGAUUUUGUUACUUGUACAAAAGUGACAUAUCCUUUCAUUGCGAGGAAUGUUUUCGUAUCUACCUGUUUCAAUUCUAAGUUGAUGACUACUUAUUCUAAAUCUAACUAAUGCUUUUCUCGAAGGGUUUUUUCUUGUUAAAGCUAGGUACGGCGAGGGGCUAUAGUCGUCUUUGAUUGUACAAUAAAAACUGCGUUUUUUGUGAUUGUUGAAGGGUCUGAUUCCAGUAAGAGACGUAUUUAAUAGAUUUGGAGCCAGCAAUGUGACCCUUCGACGACAAGAAAAAGCGUUCUUCUCUAACUAGGCAACUACGGUACCCUAGUCUGAAUCUGGUACCCUUAUAACUGCAAUAGGAAAUCUGCAAGUAGCACGGUAAAUCAUACUAAAAUGCUACCGAUGCGACCGAAAACUUGUGAUAGAAUCGUGAAAUCAGCCUGAAGGAUCAAAACAAGGUGAUAUCCUUCGUGUCCUAAGGCAGCUAAAAGACUUUUUUCCAGAAUGAAAUAUACUUACAUCCUCUUACUUGAGACAUCACAAGAGUCCCAGGGACAUUUCCAGGAGAUCUCCAUCAGUUUCCAACUUGACCCAAAAGUCACUUGACAAGAUGAACCAAACAAACAUUGUUUGCCCGGCCUAUUGACGAUUAGUAAUUCCAUCAGGUCGUGUUUCUUUCGCAGGCAAGGUUACGUAAUUCAAGCUAUUUCCAAUCCAGUCUUAAAAUCAGGCUGUUAAAUGUCCCCAAGGUCAAUGACCAAUAAAGAAAAUUCUCCAACUUCAGACGAAGAGCAGUUUGGAACUUCAUGGUCUGUUUAUCCACUGCAUUAAAGAAAAGGAACGUACUAUAAGUAGACUAACUCGCGAAGCUGAAUGUGGGAAAAAGUGUGGAGAAGUUGAUCCUAAGUAAUGACAAAUGUUUAAUCAUAAAUUUCGCUUGUUUCUUCGCACACGUCCUUUUUUUUCCCCGUUUUUUUUUACGUGAAUGCAUCCUUUUCUAAAAGUGCUUAUUUUGAGUCAAGAAUUUUAUAAAAGUAAGAAGAAAAAAAAAAAUUGUGCUGAGCAGCAAAACCCUCCCCGGGUCUAGCCUGCGAGCAAGGUCUCUCACUGCCCCACCCCACCCAACCCUCCCCCAAUCCCGGCAGCAAGAGACCUUGCUCGCAGGCUAGACCCCCUCCCUUUCCCCUUUCCCCUUCCCUUCCCCCUUCCCUUCCCCUCCCCCCCCCCCUCCCCCUAUCCCCCCCCCCCACCCCCCUACCUAUCUACCUAUCCCCUACCUAUCUAUCCCCUAUCUAUCUAUCUAUCUAUCUAUCUCUAUCUAUCUAUCUAUCUAUCUAUCUAUCUAUCUAUCUAUCUAUCUAUCUAUCUAUCUACCUACCCCUCUACCUAUCUACCUACCCCCCUCCCCCCUGCCCCCCCCCUCCCUGCCCUCCUCCCCUCCCGCCCCCGGCCGGUGUACCAACUCCCGCUUCCCAUACCCUUCCCAAGGCCUUUUUCUUCCCUCUCCUCCCCCCCCAGCCCUCCCAGAACCAAGCCGCGAUUUUAUUCUUUUUUUUUUUUUUUAUGCUAAUCAGGCGGGAUUCGAACCCGUCACCUCUUUGUUUGCCAGUUAAUUACCAAUUCAAUGCUUAUGCCAAUUGCGCUAUCCCGGCUCGGUUACAAAUUCAAUGGUUUUUUUUGUAUGUUAUUCAUAUGCAAAUCAAAUUCUUGCCCCUGAUUGGCUGUUGAAAAUAAUGACAUCAUGAACCUUCGGCCCAGAGGUCCCUGAGGUCCCACAGGUCCAAGAACCAAAACAAACCAAAGUUUACCAAACAUAAUGGAAACUGUAGCCUUGUCGGCUUUGCAGCUUCUUUUUAAUCAGGAUUCUUGUAUCUUUCUGACCACUAGUACAUUUAAAAAAGCACUUUUUCCGACGGCUUUCACGUUUUUCCGACGGGCAAUUUUGAUUUUAGCUGUAAGUUUUGUAUAAUAUUGAAAUACUUGAAAUGUCCGUCGGUGCGUUUGCUUUCAGUCGGUGAUCACAAGAAACAGUUUUUGUACGGUUAAAAGUGAUCAACAUCAAUUUACAUUCUCGCUAUAUAUCCCACCAGUGAACGGUAUCAAUCAUAAAAGGCUGAAAAUAGAGGAAACUGCUCAGCAACGAAAAACGUUGGGACUUCUAAUCAAAUUCUCCUCGUUAGCGCCAGAUGAACGGUAAAGGAAUGAGUAUGGAGAAUGUGCAUGUUAAUCUCACGCCAUUUACAAGUGUUCCUGCAACAAGCAAAAGUGAUCUUAUAAAUGGAAAACGCGAAGGUUAUGUCACUUUUAAUAACAACAACACCAAAAGCUUUAUUUGCGUGACCAUAAAGGAAUUACAGUAUUGCAAAAGCUAUUAGUCUAAAAUUAAGUACUAAUUCAACUAAUUAGUACGUGCAAAACAUUACAAAACGUUACAGUUCUCAUUCAUUCAUUCAUUCAUUCAUUGAUAUUAAUUUGGUUCUUAAUUCAAAGCAUUGCGAGAUAGAUGAAACUAAUUGACAGUUAAUUAAAUAAUCAGAAGAAUUCAUAAGAAGAGAUAUUAAAGUAUCGUGUGAAAGUGAUUUGAAGUCAGGUAUUUUAGUUUCUAGUUUGGAGAAAAAUAUGUCUCUGAUCUGAGAAUAAGCCUUACAAUCUAGUAAGAAAUGAUUUUCAUCUUCGAUUUUGUUACUUGUACAAAAGUGACAUAUCCUUUCAUUGCGAGGAAUGUUUUCGUAUCUACCUGUUUCAAUUCUAAGUAGAUGACUACUUAUUGUAAAUCUAACUAAUGCUUUUCUCGAAGGGUUUUUUUCUUGUUAAAGCUAGGUACGGCGAGGGGCUAUAGUCGUCUUUGAUUGUACAAUAAAAACUGCGUUUUUGUGAUUGUUUGCUGUUGGGUCUGAUUCCAGUAAGAGACGUAUUUAAUAGAUUUGGAGCCAGCAAUGUGACCCUUCGACAACAAGAAAAAGCGUUCUUCUCUAACUAGGCAACUACAGUACCCUAGUCUGAAUCUGGUACCCUUAUAACUGCAAUAGGAAAUCUGCAAGUAGCACGGUAAAUCAUACUAAACUGCUACCGAUGCGACCGAAAACUUGUGAUAGAAUCGUGAAAUCAGCCUGAAGGAUCAAAACAAGGUGAUAUCCUUCGUGUCCUAAGGCAGCUAAAAGACUUUUUUCCAGAAUGAAAUAUACUUACAUCCUCUUACUUGAGACAUCACAAGAGUCCCAGGGACAUUUCCAGGAGAUCUCCAUCAGUUUCCAACUUGACCCAAAAGUCACUUGACAAGAUGAACCAAACAAACAUUGUUUGCCCGGCCUAUUGACGAUUAGUAAUUCCAUCAGGUCGUGUUUCUUUCGCAGGCAAGGUUACGUAAUUCAAGCUAUUUCCAAUCCAGUCUUAAAAUCAGGCUGUUAAAUGUCCCCAAGGUCAAUGACCAAUAAAGAAAAUUCUCCAACUUCAGACGAAGAGCCGUUUGGAACUUCAUGGUCUGUUUAUCCACUGCAUUAAAGAAAAGGAACGUACUAUAAGUAGACUAACUCGCGAAGUUGAAUGUGGGAAAAAGUGUGGAGAAGUUGAUCCUAAGUAAUGACAAAUGUUUAAUCAUAAAUUUCGCUUGUUUCUUCGCACACGUCCUUUUUUUUCCCGCUUUUUUCUUACGUGAAUGCAUCCUUUUCUAAAAGUGCUUAUUUUGAGUCAAGAAUUUUAUAAAAGUAAGAAGAAAAAAAAUUGUGCUGAGCAGCAAAACCCUCCCCGGGUCUAGCCUGCGAGCAAGGUCUCUCACUGCCCCACCCCACCCAACCCUCCCCCCAAUCCCGGCAGCAAGAGACCUUGCUCGCAGGCUAGACCCCCCCCCCCUCCCUUCCCCUUCCCCCCCCCCCCCCCUCCCCCCCCCCCCCCUCCCCCCCCCCCCCCCCCCCCCUAUCUACUCCCUCUACCUAUCUAG